GUGAUAUGAGAAGAGAAAAGGAAAUCGAAAAUGAAAAUAAACAGUGACUUUGUUAUGAGGAUGCAAGUGUAGUUUCAAAUUGAAUUUAAAUCAGUAACAAAUAUUUUAUCAUUUUAAAAUUUAUUGAAAAAAGCAGUAUAAUUUUUGGUUUUUCUCUUGGCUAUGUACAUUUUCUUUCGUAAACCUUUGAUGAAUGAUACUUAGGAUGGACCAAAAUGAAAAUGAAUCUGAGAAAGUGAAGGAACUUCCCAAACUGUCUUUUAAAAGACUUCAGUGGCCACUUAGCCAGAUAGUUAAUACAGCAAUACCAUUGCAUGUACAACUUCUGAAUGAACACAGCAAAAAUAUAGAGACUCUCAAAAACAAAAAUCAACCACUUCAGCUACGCCAAGAACAAUCAAAUGCAUGUAAAACUCUUCAGUUGUUGAAAGAUGAUUUGUACCAAAUUGAGCAGCUAAAUUUACAGGUCCAAGACAAAGAUCAGGAAGUAUUUGAAAAAACAAUUCGAAAAUCUUUAAAAGAUGCUGUUGAUGCGAUUUCUGAAUUUAUGGUAUCUCAUUCUGAUGUCCUUGGUCCACUUUUAGACCUGGAUAAUGAUUUAUCACAAGAAUCUGCUGAAUUUCCAAAAUUGGUGUGUGGUACAGUUACUGACUCAGAUAUUGUUGAUGAAUCUAAAGAAUGUAUAGUAGAAAACUGUCCCAUUGAUUCACAGCUUGUUGUGCAUGAUCACCCUGCAUCACGCAAUUGGUCAUUUCUACGAAAACAGUUACUUGAAGUUCAUUCUUUAAUACACCAAUUUGCAUCUCUAGUUUUUCGCCAACAGGAUAGUAUUGACAACGUACAAUCCAAUAUUGUUGAAACUCAUGAAAAUGUACGUAUUGGGACAUCUUAUCUAAAGAAAGCCAGUCUUUUAAAAGCAGCUACCUUUCCUAUUGCUGGUGCUGUUGUUGGUGGAAUACUAUUGGGUCCAGUUGGAGCUUUAGCUGGAUUUAAAUUACUAGGAAGUGUUGCUUGUAUGGCUGGAGGAUCAGCAAUUGGCUAUGGUGCUGGUUUGGGAUUAAAGAAGAAAAGCCAAGAUAUAUGCGACAGCAUUGAAUUAAAACCUUUGAAGUAUGAAUCUAAAUCCAUUUCAAAUUCUUCUCCUGAUCUGUACACAGAUGUUGUAGCAAAACAGGAAAGUUGAUUUUUGAAGGCUGAUGUAUAAUAUUAUUUUAAAUUAACAAAAAAAAAUCC
Messenger RNA from Argiope bruennichi, 1233 nucleotides. It is a transcript of the gene Syx17, whose product is annotated as syntaxin-17-like. The record is from RefSeq and is a predicted model, not a curated record. Gene Ontology annotation, cellular component: membrane. The coding region runs from base 194 to 1183 and encodes 329 amino acids. Lineage: Eukaryota; Metazoa; Arthropoda; Arachnida; Araneae; Araneidae. The transcript has 2 exons. Gene Ontology annotation, biological process: vesicle-mediated transport.